Messenger RNA from Auanema sp. JU1783, 1050 nucleotides. Lineage: Eukaryota; Metazoa; Nematoda; Chromadorea; Rhabditida; Rhabditidae. The record is from the annotation of a GenBank genome assembly.
AUGUCCACCCAAACCCUGGUAGCGGGUGUCUCCGUUCUCAGUGCAGCAGUCAUUGCCGGAAGUUUGAUCUGUGUUGGAUACAUUGUCAACGACAUCAACAACUUUUACGAUGAUGCUUUGUCUCAACUCGAGGAGUUCCAGGGAUUCUCCACCGGAGCUUGGACUUCCAUGACGGAUGUAACUGUACACAGAGCUGCCAAGAACCCAUUCUUGAUCGGAAGAAACAAGCGUCAAGCACAAUGCAACUGUGGUCAACAACCUAAUAACUGCCCACCAGGACCUCGAGGACCCCCAGGAGCUCCAGGAGCCCCAGGAGAAGACGGACACAGAGGAUCUCAAGGAAGCAACGGUCAUCCUGGAAUUCAAAACUCUGUCCAUGGUGGCAAUGAUGGCUGCAUUACUUGCCCAGUUGGACCACCAGGACCAGCUGGUCCAGAUGGAUCCUCAGGAUUCCCAGGACCCGACGGAGAACCAGGUGCACCAGCCUACGGAGGACCAUCAGUCGGCCGCCCAGGACCUCCAGGACCAGCAGGAAACCCAGGAGCUCCAGGAAGACCAGGAUCAAGUGGACAACCAGGACACCAAGGAAAAUCCGGAAAUCGUGGUCGUGGGCUUCCAGGACCAGCAGGACCAAGAGGACCAGCCGGUCCUCGUGGAUCUGACGGACAACCAGGACACGCAGCUGCCCCAGGAGCCCCAGGACAGAUGGGAGAAUCAGGACCAAUGGGACUUCCAGGAGCACCAGGAAACGAUGGAGAAAAUGGAGUUCCAGGUGAAGUUGGAGUUCCAGGAUCAGAUGCUGAGUAUUGUCCAUGCCCUCCACGUGAUGGAGAUAACUAUGAUAUUAAGCGUGCUAGCCACCGUGGACGUGUCUACGGUUACUCCAUGAAGGCUUCUGCUGCUGCUCGUAGCCGUGCCGCUAUUGCUCGCCGUCGUGUUAACAAGCACCGUACUGCUCGUCUUGCUCCAAAUGCUACAAGCAAGAAGGCUCACAGCUCUGGACACACUGGACAGAAGAGAGUCGUCAGAAGAAAGACCGAACAUCAUUAA